UUUAUUUAACAUUGUAAAUUAGCUCAAUAAAGCGAUAUGAUGAAUUUUUAAAUAAUAUUCCCACCUCAUAUAUUAAUGAUUAUACUGGUCUGUGCCAGUCUAUUGGCCUAUCAUUUGCGCUUUUAAUUUGAAGGAAACCCCGUCGUAGUCUAUUAGCCUGUUUAUCGGUAACUUGAAAAGUGUGUCGCCGCCAUAACUGGACAAACAUAAAUAUUACCCUUUGUGUAGGGUUUCACCAAGCUCCCAUGAUGAUGUUAUGAUGGAUGAACCACUGAGCAUCGUAAAUAUUUGCUUGGCGGAGCAUAAUUGAAGACAUAGUUUGAAACUACAAACAUGCCUCGACCUUCUCGAAGCAAACUGUCUCCGUGGAUAGAAAACCUAGUCCUGAGCUAUGGCGGCCAGGAGGGGAGCAGCAGCAGCGGGCGGCUCAAGGCUCAUGUCAUCGGAGUGGGUCAGAUGUCCCAGUCCCAGGCUCAGGGCUCCGAGGGUCCCACGUGGCUCCUCUUCCUGUCGGACGGCGUGCUCCAGAUCCCCGCCAUUCUUACUGCAUCAGCCUGGGAGCAUCUUCAGGAGCAGGAGGACCGCGAAAGUUUCAGCAGCCUGGUCAACACCACGGUGUGCAUACAGGACUACCGGCUGCAGUUUCACAUGGCCCACGAACAGACCAAGUGCAGAUUCUUUCUCUCAGUUGGAGAGCUGGCCACGACUGCAGCAGGCCCAGUUAAAGACAACACUCCUUGCUGUACAACAUGUCCCUCUGUCAGGCUCAAGAUCUAUAAGACAUGGAGGGCCCUGCAGGGUCAGGAGGUGCAGGAGUCUCAGAAGAGCCAAUGUGGGUUUGAUUUGUCAGCACUGCUGGGGGAGUGGCAGCAUGACUGUCUGCAGGCUGUUCUGGAUGAUGUUCGGGAGAGGCUGGUGGUAGCAAGCAGCCGUCCUGUGAGCCAGCAGACCUCCACCUCGACUUACACCUCCAGCACAUUCACUGCCACAAGCUGGGAUGUCGACAGGGUUUCAUAUAAGGGAGUGAAAUGUUUCAGCGUCCCCAUAAAAUGUCUUUUCAUUCCAGAGGAAGAUGCUCAGCAGCUGCAGACACCACUUAAUGCUGGAAGCAGGAAACCAGGUGGGCCCUCUGCUGCCUCUGAGGACAGAAGGAGAGAUUUACCACCAACCUGCAAAACCUUAGAGGCUACACAGCCUUCUGUUGAUGUUGCAGAAUGGCGAAUAGCUGCGCCAGCAGUUGCAGAGAGAAAUUGUAACACCAGAGAGAACUCCCCUCUUGCUGUAGAGGGCAGCAUGCUACAUGAGGACAUGAUUACAGGGAUAAUCAACAUGGACACCAGGCACUUAUCCAACCCUUGGGACAUUUUUCCUCCACCAUGUGGCACCUCCUCAUCCUCAGAUGCAUCGCCGGAGGCAACACCAGUCCACUCUCAGUACAAUGCAACCUUAUCCAGCACGCAAAUUCCUGCCCACAGCUCGAGGGAGUCCCAGCAGACAUCAGACCACAGCAAAGGAGAGUGCAGCUACUUCCCACCAUAUCAGAAACCACCCCACGUGACUAGCCUCCCUACUGCUGCCAGUUCGUCUUUUUCUGUGAAUCUACCAGAACCCUUUUCCAGACCGCCAAACCUGUUGCCCACCACAGACAGACACGACUCCCACACAGCACAACUAAAUCUUCCAGCUUUGGACCAUGAGGGUGAGAUUUUGGCACAGGACACAGAGGAGACUGUUGUCAGAAAGUACAGAAAGGCAAAGAGAAGAGAGCCCACGACAGAAGCAGUUAUCACACCAGCAGAGGAGGAAGAAGAAGAAACUCAGAUCACCAGAAGCCCUCCAUCUUGGCUCUUUGACACUCAGGCAGGCUAUGGGGCCAAAGAGGGCAGCGGUCGCAAACGGGGUCCUCCUGCAGGGACUCUCUCAAGAAAGACGCCCACUGUUCACAGCGACGGCAAAGCGUUCUCUUACUCUUACCAAGUGUCUGGACAGAACCUGCAGGAUUUCAGUUUGUUCAGAGUUCCUGAAAGUUUGCUGCACUGGGCGGUGAAGUAUCUUGUUGCUCCACAGAAGAAGGAUAAUCCACACAGUACCUCCAAUCAGACAUUGUCUGACAAGACUGAUGUUAUUUAACUUCAGAUUCAAAACUUUGGAAGACGGUUAACUCUUCUGCUUGUGCUUUUUGUCUUGUCAGACAUUUUAGUCUGCAUUGACCAACUGUUUUCUCAUGUUACUCAUCCAGGGAAGUUCUUUUUGUAGCAUAUAUUUUAAGCACUGACAAAAAAUCUAUUUUGUAAAAAAAUAAAAAAUAAAAAAAAAGCCCAUGUUCCUGUAUAAAAAAAGUUUUAU
This is a messenger RNA of Monopterus albus (swamp eel), 2346 nucleotides long. RefSeq names its product ACD shelterin complex subunit and telomerase recruitment factor (gene acd). The record is from RefSeq and is a predicted model, not a curated record. Gene Ontology annotation, biological process: telomere capping; negative regulation of telomere maintenance via telomerase; telomere maintenance via telomerase. Gene Ontology annotation, molecular function: telomeric repeat DNA binding. The transcript is spliced from 2 exons. Bases 334 to 2130 code for a protein of 598 amino acids. Lineage: Eukaryota; Metazoa; Chordata; Actinopteri; Synbranchiformes; Synbranchidae. Gene Ontology annotation, cellular component: chromosome, telomeric region; telomerase holoenzyme complex; shelterin complex.